CUCAGCAGCAAGUCAAUAAACCCGAUGGCCGUGACGGAGAAGCUCAUCCAGACGGUGCACGCGUACCCGGUGCUUUAUAACGCGUCGCUGCACGAUUAUCGCAGCUCGGAGCGGAGGGUGAAGGCGUGGAGGGAGGUCGCCGCGUGCGUCGGGCUCUCCGUGGUGGAGAGCAAGCGCAGAUGGAAGACCGUCAGGGACAGAUACAUCCGAGAGAGGAGGCUGUGGCAGCUGAGGAAGGAGGAGGGCAGCCGGCGCCUGCAUUACUGGCCGCACAGAGAGAGCCUGGCGUUUCUGGACGCUCACAUCAGGAGGAGGAAGCGUGGCGCUGAAGCCGAGGCUCCGGAGGAGCUGCAGGACGAGUCCAGCGGCGACGACUCGAGAGCAAAGAGCAAGCAGUUCCUGCUCAACAUCCCGGAGUCGGAGCAGCAGCUCAAGCCCUCGUCCACCGUCACACCGGUCCCGCCGGUGACCCAGCUGCUGCUCGCCGGUCUGCCUCCUGCACUGAAGCUGUCGCAGGCGUCCGCUUCGACUCCACAGCCGCUGGCCGUCAUGACAAACACCGGCAACCUCAGCGCGAAGACGGAGGAGAACGAGGCGCCGAAGAGCUGCGAGAAAGCCGCGCGAGCGUUCGACGAGGACGAGCUGUUCCUCUUGAGUUACGUCCCUGCGCUCAAAAGACUGACGCCGCAGAAAAGAGCCGCCGUCAAG
This is a messenger RNA of Sinocyclocheilus grahami, 708 nucleotides long. RefSeq lists its product as uncharacterized. The annotation marks the transcript as partial. Gene Ontology annotation, cellular component: transcription regulator complex; nucleus. Lineage: Eukaryota; Metazoa; Chordata; Actinopteri; Cypriniformes; Cyprinidae. Gene Ontology annotation, molecular function: DNA binding. The record is from RefSeq and is a predicted model, not a curated record. The transcript is spliced from 2 exons. Gene Ontology annotation, biological process: regulation of transcription by RNA polymerase II.